Xylaria bambusicola is the source of this 1971-nucleotide messenger RNA. RefSeq names its product Metallo-dependent hydrolase. The coding region runs from base 331 to 1842 and encodes 503 amino acids. Gene Ontology annotation, molecular function: deaminase activity. Gene Ontology annotation, cellular component: cytosol. The transcript has 4 exons. Lineage: Eukaryota; Fungi; Ascomycota; Sordariomycetes; Xylariales; Xylariaceae. The record is from RefSeq and is a predicted model, not a curated record.
AUGCCCUCUUGGCAGGUCACGGAGUUAUGUUGGACUCCAAAGGGAUAUCAUAGGCAGUCAUACAACUUAGCACAGAUUCAGCAAGAUGAAAGUAGAACAUGUGUUGGAGAAUUGGAGUAGCUGUUGCUUCUUCUCCAUCACGAUGAUGAAAUGUCAAAGCGCUGCUCCGGUGCCGCUGACACAAUGGCAUGUUCUUAGCAAACCAAUUGUUACGCAUAUCCUAUUUAGCUAACGACUUGUUACCCGCGAAGUGGAAUGCCCCUUUCUCCUCUUCCGUUAGCUACCUAGUUAAAGAUACUUUACUUGUUGCUGGCCCUAUCAGUUACAGUCAUGCAGGCCAGCUAUAGCUUCCGCCUACUAUUCAUUCUGCCUUGGUAUACAGCCUUCGCCCUAUGCUCCAAGCUCUUGAGCGGCGGCACCAUCGUUGCCUUUGAUAGGGCAUCCGGGCUCUUCAAUGUGAUACGCAAUGGAUCACUGCUAGUUGAGGAAGGUCGCAUUACAUCCGUAUCUGAGAAUCCUUUGCCUGCAGAUAUCCCAGAGGGUGUAGAGGUGGUCGAUUGCACCGAGAAGAUCAUUACGCCUGGUUUCGUGGACACCCACCGGCACGGAUGGCAAACCGUUUACAAAACGCUAGGAUCUAAUACUACACUAGCCGAGUACACUGCACGAUAUAGCGCCUCAGUGGCUUUAUCCCUAUUCACCCCUGACGAUGUAUACAUCAGUCAACUGACAGGAAUCUACGAGGCGCAAGCCGCGGGUGUAACUACCAUCUUGGACCAUGCCCAUCAUACAUGGACAAAGGAGCAUGCUUCUGCAGGAUGGAGGGCUUCGGUUGAUAGUGGUGCUAGGAUAUUCUUCGCGUACACUCUCCAGAACACGAGGACUGACUUCCAAAUACCACAACAAAUGGAACAUUGGAAAGAAUUAGCGGCCUCGUCACCUGCCAAUCUGUCAACACUUAGUUUGUCAUACGACGACUUUACAGACGGUGCGGCGGCUAUCACUCAAUCUGUAGUCAAAUUGGCGAAGGACAGCAAUGUACCAGUCUUCACAUGUCACCAAGUUGAAGGCCCAUGGCUAUCCGGAAACACACCCGAAGAUAUUUACAGCGCCGGACUUCUCAACUCAAGCAUACCCGUCGUGAUUUCGCACGCCGCGUUUCUGACUGCCAGAGGAGCUCAGUUACUGCGGAGUACCAAUCAAUACAUGUCGACGACGCCCGAAUCCGAAAUGCACUACGGUCACGGACACCCCUCUAACCAUCUCGUCCUAGACCAAGCUGCUCUGGGCGUCGACACGCACUUCACCUUCUCCACUGACAUUCUCACGCAGGCGCGAAUCUGGCUACAGAGCGUCCGCGAGCGUCUGUACGGCGAGAUCGUCAUCGACCGCUGGCAGAUCCCCGAUAGUAAUCCGAUGUCCGUGAACCAGGCGUUCCUUCUCGCCACGAGGAACGGCGGCCUGGCGCUCGGCAGGGAGGAUAUCGGGGUCAUAGAAGUCGACGCUGUCGCUGACCUAGUAGUCUGGGACGGUCGGUCGCCGGCAUUACUGGGCUGGACAGACCCGAUCGCAGCCGUGAUACUGCAUGCCAGCGUUGGCGAUAUAGAACAUGUCCUUGUGAACGGGGAGUUCGUGAAGCGCGACAAGAAGCUUGUCGUGGAGGGUUAUGCGCAAGUGCAAGACCGAUUUCUGAGCGCUGCGAGACGCAUCCAAGCUAAGUUGAAAGCGAUACCGUUGCCGCCACAGGUGGGUGAGUUCUCAGCAGGUUCUUCUUAUGGCGCCGUUCAGCAGGUAGAUGUUCUGCGAGGCUCGGGGACAGGGUAUGGGCCUAGCUAUGUUUAACGUGUGGGAUCGUUAAUAAGGAGCAUGGGGUAUCCCCUGGUAAAUUGGGAAUGUCCUGUUGUAAGAGAAGAGUUCUUGUGUCAGUCAGCUUAUCAAGGGUAAUCGUCAGCCAAAAGCGUGAGCACAAGU